Messenger RNA from Ictalurus punctatus (channel catfish), 2281 nucleotides. RefSeq lists its product as uncharacterized. The coding region runs from base 118 to 1146 and encodes 342 amino acids. The record is from RefSeq and is a predicted model, not a curated record. Lineage: Eukaryota; Metazoa; Chordata; Actinopteri; Siluriformes; Ictaluridae. The transcript has 9 exons.
GUGUGUGUGUGUGUGUGUGUGUGUGUGUGUGUGUGUGUGUGUGUGUGUGUGUGUGUGUGUGUGUGUGUCACUGCCUGAAAGACUAAAGUUUGUCCUUUCUACAUAUAAUCCACAGACAUGUCUCAUACUCAUUGGUCUGAUUCUGAGGAAAUAAGCAGCCAUGCAUCCUGCUGGACAAUGAGCAAAAGGACUUUCUUUCUGCUGGUUGUUUUGGGAUUUUGUGCCAUGUGGCAGGAAGCAGACGCUGAGAUCAUCUUAGAUAAACCUGUACUCAGUGGUCCCUCGAAUAGUACUCUGGAUUCAGUUGAGGAGUUUUACUGCAAACUGGACAACAUCACAACAAACCAAACUAUUCUGUACCAGUUGUUUAACAAAGGAAAUUUAAAUAAGAUUUUGGGGGAAUACAGCGCUCACAACCAAGAGGAAGCCACGUUUCCUUUAGUUAUUAGACUUGAUUUGGAUGGACAAUUAAUAUGCAAGGCCAGUGUGCAAAACAAGUCCGAGAUCAAUUCCACCAACAGUGACUGGAUGAAAUUCCAAGUAAUUGUGCCUGUAAAAGGUGCACACAUCAUAUCAAGCCCCUCUUUGGAAGAUCUCUGGGAAGGAGACAGUCUGACUCUGCGGUGUAAUAUAACUGAAGGGAAUUUCGUAUUGUAUGACUGGUUCCUGGAUGAUAAUCCGCUCCUCAACGACAGCUCUAACAGCCAUCUACUUAUUCCAAGCCUUUCCAGCAAGAACAAAGGAAAAUAUGUCUGUGUUGCUAAAAACGACUAUAAUGAGACGUUAAAUUACACCAAUAAGAGUGAGGGAGUGGAUGUUCAUGUUAAAGUGUUUAACAAAAUAUCAACUGAGCUGGCAGCCAUCGUUUUCACCUGUUUCUCACUGCUGAUUUGUGCCGUGUUAGCGUGUUGUGUUUAUGGAGUGGUGUUACGAAAAAGGCAAGCCAGGAAAUAUAUUUUUAGAUUAAAAGACUUCACAGACAAGCAUAGUAUAGUGGAUGAUGAUGGUGUUUUUAAUAAGACUGAGGAGACUGGGGAGGACGAAUAUGAAGAAGAAGAAUAUGAUGACCUGGAUACAGAAGCAUAUAUUGAAGAUACAGAUGUUGUACAAGCCUCCAUGAUGGAAGACUUUUAUGAGGAACUGUGACUCACACAAUGACUCCACUGUUUCCUUAGGAAUGAAGAGGAGAAAGAGCCUGACUUAGAUAAUUACAGUUUCUGAAUAUUUGUUUGCUUGCUUGUUUGUAAUUUUAUGCCAUGCCAGCUACCAUGGCUAUUUUCCUGGUGGGAAACAGUUUUAAAUGGAGAAAAAAAAUCAACAAUUUACAAUUUUUUUUUUAAAGUUUUUUUUUUAAAAGUAAAUCUAAAACUAAGUAUUGCCUCAAUUCAUUCAAAAAUGUUCAUAUGAAUCAACCCAAUAAAAAAAGAGUACUAGGAGGAGUUGAAACCAUUACAGUCCAUUAAAAUAUGCAUCAAGAUACUGGACUUUGGCAUAAGGGGCAUAAACGAGGAUCUUCACCCGUUAAUGGAAACUUGUUAGUGAGUCUGGAGUGGCCUAUUCAGCAGCGGUAUAGAUGAUACUGUCCCAGAUUUAUUAAAUUUUUUUUGAAGACAUAAGUGUUUAUAAUGGGGUUGAGGUCUGACAGUGGAAUAAGGCAUUUUCUGAGCACUGAUGAUGAAGCCUCCUUAACAGCAGCAUCUGCUUGCUCAUUCCCUGGAAUUCCACAAUUCCCUGGUACCCAACAAAAAAUAAUGGCAAAAUUCUGUACUUCCAAAACCUCCAUUUAAAAUUUCUACAAGAGCUGGUUGUUCAUUUUUAAUGAAUUUGUAUUUUCUGAAUAUACAGUACAUUUAAAGAUACUGAAUAAUUUAAUUAUUGCAUAAUGUUUUAAUACAGUAGUGUUAAUGUUACAGAAAUAAACAUAACAUUGAAAAUCUGUUUUUUUUUUAAGAACUAGAAAUAAAACUGAAAGUUUUAGAAUAUUGGGAUGGAUUUGAUCUAAUAUGGAUCAUCAGGUUUUACACAAACUUGUGGAGUCUGUGUCAGAUCGAGUGGUACAGUCUGAGGAAGGUCAUAGUCUUGGUGAAGUUAGUUAACAAUUCUGCUUUUCUACUUUUCUGUCCUGUGAGUUUACUCAAAAAUGGCUGAUACACAAUAUAAAAAACACAAGCUCAUGGAGACACUGUAUAUAAUUUCUGUGUAAGAAACCCUUACAGUUGGGUUGAAGUUUUGUUUGUUGUUAUUAUCACAGUGGCAUUUAAUAAAAUCUUUAUGUUCUUUG